UGUUGCUGCCGUAUCCGCGUUCCUGUUAGUUUACUGAAUCAAGAGACGUUACCGAGUUAAAACCAUAUAUUAUGCAGCCUGCUCGCACGGCAUGCUAGAAUAUUCUUGGAGCGCGGUGUUGUGGGUGUCAUGGCAACAAACGCAAACACAAGUUAUUACAUUCCUGCACAGGACAAAUUCAGCAGGUGGGAGAUGGUUCAGCUGCACGUCAAACGAGGAGAUGAGAGUCAGAUUCUCUUCAGUACUACAGUGGAUGUCUCGAUCGAGACACUGACCCCAGCAGAUCUCUGCGCUAUCUAUAAUGGGAGAUUAAAAGUGGACAGGAUCUGCUCUGAAAUUCCAGAGCUGGCAGAUCAUGGCGUCUCUCUUCCACUGAAUAUGCAGGGUCUGACCGAUGAUCAGAUCAUGGAGCUCAAACUAAAGGAUGAAUGGGAAGACCGCUGUAUUCCCAGCGGUAGUGCUGAGUUUAAGAAGGAUGAGCUUGGACGUCGAAAUGGACCCGCUCCAAACGAGAAGAUGAAAGAAGUUUUAAGGAAAACUGUGGAGGAAGCCAAAGCUUUAAUCUCAAAUAAACAAGUGCAAGCAAAUGUCUGCGUUACCAUGGAUAUGGUCAAAGAGGCUUUGGAUCAGUUGCGAGGAGCUGUGAUGAUAGUUUACCCGAUGGGGCUGCCUCCACAUGAUCCAAUAAGGAUGGAGUUUGAAAAUCAAGAGGAUCUUACUGGAACACAGGCCUCAUUACAGGUGAUCCCAGAAGAAGAGGCUCAGCUGUGGUGGGCGUCUAAAGAACUGCAGAGGGGCAAAAAGCUGCAGGAUUAUGUUGGGAAAAAUGAGAAAACAAAAAUAAUUGUGAAAAUUCAGAAAAGAGGCCAGGGUGCACCAGCGCGAGAACCAGUGGUGAGUGAAGAAGAAACAAAAAAAAUGAUGCUGCACUAUUACAAGAGGCAGGAAGAACUAAAAAAAACUAGAAGAGGGAGAUGAUGACUCGUAUCUUCAGUCCGAUUGGUCAGACAGACAGGCUCUAAAAAGACAGUUCCAGGGACUCACAAAUAUCAAAUGGGGCCCAAGAUAGAUGAACAGACAAAAUCACAGCUGAUCUAGUUACUU
This is a messenger RNA of Cyprinus carpio (common carp), 1104 nucleotides long. Its product is annotated as cilia- and flagella-associated protein 298-like. Gene Ontology annotation, biological process: regulation of cilium movement. The coding region runs from base 130 to 978 and encodes 282 amino acids. The transcript has 9 exons. The record is from RefSeq and is a predicted model, not a curated record. Lineage: Eukaryota; Metazoa; Chordata; Actinopteri; Cypriniformes; Cyprinidae.